Molecule: messenger RNA, 1077 nt
Organism: Moneuplotes crassus
Lineage: Eukaryota; Ciliophora; Spirotrichea; Euplotida; Euplotidae
Source: the annotation of a GenBank genome assembly
UCGAAGAAAUAUAGUCUUCAAAAUUCUUCGAUAGUCAGCACUUUGAGUCAAUUCAGGAAUUUAAAGCUAAUGGUUAUAUUACAUGAGAGGGAAAGAAAAGUACUAAUUCACGAAAGCUUAACACAGAAAUGAAUUUUCAUAAACCUCGCACUCAUUCAGGAAAGAAGGUAACUAAUGCUCUGAAGACUUUAAAGAAUGAGAUAAUAAACGAUGAGAAUCAACCAAGUAAAACUGAUUGAAAGAUUGGGUCAGAAAAACAAAUUAAAGAAAUCAAGUCUAGAAAUAAACCUUUGUUAGAUAGAUUCCUUACCUUAUCUCAAGAAUGCUAUGGCUCUUCAAUGGACAGGAUGAAAGUGUUCUGUAAUGUGACUUCUAGUAAUAUGAACUUAAGACUUCCAGCUGAGAUCAGUCGCUUUAACCCAACUGGAGAUACAUGGGCUCAGCUGAAGUCUUCUAGUUCCUCUAAAGUAGAGAAUGAUUCUAAAUUUCAGCAUAAAUUAAAGAAACUAAUCAAAAAUAGUGGAAUAAACAAGGAAAGUUACUUAAAUAGUCAAAGAAUGAAUUUGAGGCCUAAUUGAACUCUCCCUCACACUAGCCAGUAUCAGAAGAUUUAUAAGCCAAGCAACAAAUACUUGAUGGAAAUUGCAAAUGGAAAAUAAAGGGCUACUUAACUUGAAUCCAAUGAAGAAGGGAAGACGGUCUAUGGAUAAUUUACUAGCUCAUAGAGCAGGAGUAAUUAAUGUGAACUAUAAAUAUGGACGGUGAGUAUCCGAAAGAAAUUCAAUGGUUUUACCCAAUUUUAGCAAUUACAAUAAGCGUUUUCCUUUCGAUCAAAAUCAUGAGAAUAAAACUAUUGAAAAGUUGCCAAAUAAUAUGAAAUUUGAGAAAAACAGAAAUUUUCAAACUAUUAAUGAAGGGGUCGUCGGAGUUCAUCUGAUGCAGACAAUAAAUACUAUGAAAGAUAGAUAUCAUAAAAAGAUAUAUUUCAGCACAGGUUCUGAAGAUAGGAAGGAUAACGAUCGCAUUGUAAAAAAGCCUAUGGAGAAAUUCUUUGGACAAACAUAUCAUAACCCAUAA